This is a messenger RNA of Fusarium tjaetaba, 879 nucleotides long. RefSeq lists its product as uncharacterized. Gene Ontology annotation, biological process: lipid metabolic process. The transcript has a single exon. Gene Ontology annotation, molecular function: phosphoric diester hydrolase activity. Bases 1 to 879 code for a protein of 292 amino acids. The record is from RefSeq and is a predicted model, not a curated record. Lineage: Eukaryota; Fungi; Ascomycota; Sordariomycetes; Hypocreales; Nectriaceae.
AUGUGUCACUCUCACAACGAUUACUGGAGAAUUCAUCCUCUUUUUUCAGCGCUUGCUGUAGGUUGUGCGAGUGUUGAGGCAGAUGUAUGGCUCAGCCCAGAUGGAGAAGACCUUCUCGUAGGCCAUGAGAAACGCUUCCUUUCCCCAGAUCGCACACUUCGAUCACUUUACAUCGACCCGCUAUUACAGAUCUUGGACACAAUGAAUCGGCCAGCGCCACACGAGGCCUUCAAUCCCUUUGCGCGGGCCUCUGGUGUCUUUGCCACCGAACCGAAUACAACCUUGAUACUGUUCAUUGACGUGAAAGACGAUCCAGUCAAGACAUGGCCUUUGGUUCUUCGGCAGCUAGGGCCUUUGCGGGAUUUGAGAUACCUAACCCGCCACGACAAAUCCAUGGUCACAAAUCAGACAUUCUGGCCCGGACCCAUAACCAUAGUGGGCACAGGAAACAUUGUUAAACGGCGCGACAUCAACAUUGGCACAGACCUUGAAGAAUGGCAGCAGCACCACGAUGCUUUUCUCGACGCUCCUUUACAUCUGCUUCCUGAAACAGGCUUCACCGAAAGCGACGGGUUUUACGGUCCCUACGAAUUGGAAAAUGAAUUCUAUACCGCGUCUGCCCCUUUCAGCGAGGCUAUCGGCAGUGUUAGGACGGGCUUCAACACCCAGCAGAUGGAGACUCUGCGGAACCAUCUUCGGAUCGCAAAGCAUCGAAACUUGAAGUCAAGACUAUGGGGGUUACCUGAUUGGCCAAGAGGGCAUAGGGACUACGUGUGGAAAGUACUUGUGCAAGAGGGGAUUGAUCUACUCAAUGCAAAUGACAUCGCCAGUGCAGCGUGUAUGUAUCAGCAGCUAGGGCCUCUAAGGGAAGCUUUAUGA